Molecule: messenger RNA, 1142 nt
Organism: Anoplophora glabripennis (Asian longhorned beetle)
Lineage: Eukaryota; Metazoa; Arthropoda; Insecta; Coleoptera; Cerambycidae
Product: oxysterol-binding protein-related protein 11
Exons: 4
Coding region: 296-997 (233 amino acids)
Source: RefSeq, a predicted model, not a curated record
UUGACAUUGACACCUAAGGCAACACUAUUUUCAUGUCAUUAUUCUAUGGUUUCAUGAGUGAUAUCGAUUAGUUAAAAAUUGUUGUAGUGAUUAAAGAACAAGAACAGUGACCUGGUAUUUUUCUCAUUUUCCAAGUAUUUUCUUUUUAGCCACAAAGUCAUAUUGAGACCAGUCAGAAAAAUCACUUCAGCAAUCUCAAGUUUCUCAAUUACUCUGGUCUCAAAUACGUUGGACAAUAAUUUGAUUUGAGCCCUAUUUAGACUUGUUAUGAUGUUUUUGCAGUGAACGAACGUUAAUGACUCAGAACAAGUUAGUUGAGUCAGUUAUGGAUCUGCAUACCAAGCAGAGACAAUUUUCUGGUCAACUCUACAAGUAUACGAAUGUAAUGAAAGGCUGGCAGUACCGAUAUUUCUUAGUAGAUGCAAAUGCAGGUCUGCUGCAUUACUAUUUAUGCGAAGGGGAGAAGCCCGAUGGGACAGUGCCUAGGGGGUCGGUUCACCUUGCCGGGGCUGUUAUAUGUCCCAGCGACGAGGAUUCAAAGACGUUUACGGUGAAUUGUGCUUCGGGCGAUAUGUUGAAACUCCGCGCAGCUGAUGCCAGGGCUAGGCAGGAGUGGGUGAACGGACUGCGGGCUGUGGCAGAGUCUCAUACCAAGGCCAUAAGCGCCAACAGCCCCCCGCUACCCCCGAGGGAGCACCUGGCCGUCCUCGACGCGCUCGGCUGUGUCCGUUCUCAGCUGCAACAGACGGAACAGGCCGACUCGGCCCUGUGCCGAACGAUCGAAUCGGCGGGCAGCAAGUUCUUCGUCGACCCGAACCUGCUGCUGCUGAAGGCGACCUCCGCCGCUUCCCUGCACUGCCUCACGCAGUGCAUGAACAUCCUGCAGCGGAACCAGCACGCGCAACAGGCAAGAACAGGGAAAAAGUAUCAAAUGUUCUUGAAUUUCCCGGGUAAGAAAGUAAGGAAAAUGAAACUAAAAAAAUGGAAUAGUUUGUGAUUACCAAGACUGCAGGCUAGGAGCAGCUCUUUAGGUGAAUUUUAAGAAGAUUGUAGCUUAAUUUGCCUUAUUUAUUGUAAAUAUUUUGUAUAUAUGAUUUUAACUGUAGCACAUAACAUUAAUGGAAAUAUACUGACUGCGAUAA